Dimorphilus gyrociliatus is the source of this 967-nucleotide messenger RNA. The record is from the annotation of a GenBank genome assembly. Lineage: Eukaryota; Metazoa; Annelida; Polychaeta; Dinophilidae.
UAUGGGCUUGAGCAAUGUUAUUGAAUUCGUUGCGAAUGAUUCAGCAGAUUCGCCUGAAAGUUGGCUACAGGAGCCUUUUGGUUUGACUUUAGGAGCUAUAACUCUAAUAAUCAAUUUCUUUACGAUUUUCUCUAAUACUUUGAUUGUCGUCGUUUUCUCAUCAAAUACGCAAGUAUGGGAGAGUGGAAGAAAUUUCUAUAUAUUGAAUCUUGCCCUAUGCGAUCUUGUUAUAGCUCUUGUCUCCGUUCCACUACAAUCAUUUAGGAUGGCUAUUACACAAUGGGAAAUUAGCAUUGCAACGUGUCUUAUUUGGAAUUGCUUAGAUUCUGUUGUACGUUUUGAAAUAUCUAUGACCUCAACUAUACUUACUCACGAUAGAUAUAAAUUAAUCGAAGAACCUUUGAGAAGCUUAUGCCCAGAAAGAUUACCGUUUGUUGUUUUCGCUGAAUUGUACGUUGUUAAAAAUCAUAUAAUCCCAUCUUGUUCAAGUUCCCUUUUGGAAUAUUUUAUCCCCGUAGCGUGUAUAGUCUAUUGGAAUGCUAAGCUUUAUAUAAAAUUAAGGAGGAAAUUUAGAAGGAUCCAUCAACAACCGGAAACUAAUAAUAUUUCUUACUUAGCAACUAUUGUUACCUCGAAUAGAUUCCGUGCUUUUGGAAAGACAAGUGAGAUAAGGGAAAGUAGACACGAGAAGAGUAGAAGGGCUGCGAUUGUUCUAACGAUGAUUACCUUAGCUAUUAUCAUAUUUAGAACACCUUUUUUCGUGUCUCUUCUCAUGGGUGUGUUUUGCGGUGAAUGCGUACCCAGGCUAGUAUUAGAAGCUACAAUUUCAUUAGAUUUAGCACUAGCCCUGUUCAAUCCUUUUAUCUAUGCCUACCUCAGCGGAACUUAUAAAGAUGGUUGUAUGCAAAUGCUAUUGAACAUUAAAAAAAGAAUAACGUCUUGUUGUUCACCAACUUCAUAUCCAUAA